Paramuricea clavata is the source of this 28571-nucleotide messenger RNA. Lineage: Eukaryota; Metazoa; Cnidaria; Anthozoa; Malacalcyonacea; Plexauridae. The record is from the annotation of a GenBank genome assembly.
CUCGUAAUUUAGAUAUGUGCCUCCAAAAGAUUUUAUGACUCUUCUCAAAUGAUAUAAAACCAUGAUGGUACCAAGUACGUAACGAUGCGGGAUGUUCUAAAAAAUGACCCAAUCGAAAAGUUCGGCUUCUGUGCGUCAUCCGGAAACAGUCAAUAUGUACGCAAAGCUGUUUGUUGUCACUCAGAUGGCAUGUGUUGGUUCAUUUCAUCAUGUGUGGGUUAAAGUCUCACUAGGUUCGUGAAAUCGAAUAAUUUCACCGCUUUCCUAUACGUCCAGUCUAUUACAUAACUUGUUUCUGGCACAUGGAUUGAUAGUGUACUGUACUUUGUGUAAGGUAAGACGUAGUUGAUUUCCUACUGAGAAUUUAAUCAAUCUUUGAUAUAUAUCCAUUCACUUCUUACGUAGUUAGCAAGAGGAAACUAUCUCAGUCUUGUCAUUUCUGUCAUAUAUAUGAGUCAAUGUUUGCAAUCUAAAAUUACUGUAUACACGCCAGCAUCCAUUGCAGGCAUUUUUGUAUCCCAAGUCAACGAACAAUGUCGAUGAAAUAUGUGAUAAACACUUAUUAGGCCUAUACAUAAUUCAAAAGAAGCAUGUUAUUCUUGAGUCAGUAGACUCUAUACCGAAAUAGCAUAGUAUUUUGUUAAAUUAAUAGUGAAAAUGAAAUCUGUCCAUUUCGAUUCUGCAAAGCAACGUCGUCGAUUCCGGCUGUAUAUAGUCACCACUGACACUUACGUGCCAUAAUCUUUCAUGGAAGUGUCCAUUUCACUUGUGCGCGGCGCAGCUCAGAAAGUAAAGACUAAUCGUAUCUCCCGCAAGGAAGGCUACAUGCAAUCUGCACCAGUAGUGUCUUGCGGUGCCAUAGUAGCAGAAACUCGGAGUAGACUGAGGAGUAGACUGCGUUAAAAUUCAGACAUAGUUGAUAGUAUUAAAUUAUAGUACUUUAAUAGUCCUAGACGCAUAUAGUAUAGAAAAUACAAUCUUGGACUGUGUUGAUGGAUAUGCAUGCAAGCGCUAGCGGGAAAUCACUGUAAAAAACUUCAAAGCGAAUUUUUAUGUUCCAUAGUUCUAUUCUGUAAUAAAAGUUCAGAUAACACCGAGACAAAACAUAUCAACAACUGAAUGUUUAUUCAGUUCUCGUAUGACAGUAGCAGACAAUGUUUGGAAUUAAGGAUGGAAAUGCUAUUUUAUACGGUAUGUGGUUUCAAAAUAGAAAACCUAUAAGACUGUUUUCAUUUCUAGAGCAAUUGCAUGAUCCCUAAAUUCCAUCCCUGAAUCGCGUAAUAUACCUUUUAAAAUGCCGUUGACAAUGAUUUGAAAAACAAAUGGCCAGCAGUAUUUUUUAAAUUUUAAUUGUAAAAGCUUUACAGUACAUAGCAUAAAUUAUUCAAGCGCGUCAGUACAACAAAUGACAAAUAAAAGUCGCAGAAAAUUUGCAAACAUUCCUCCAAACUUAUUACACGCUAGCUUUUUUCUUAAUAAAACAAAUAAUAGACGUUUCUAGAUCUUAUCCGGUUGCGAAUACGAUUAUUAUCAGCGAGCUAAUCUAUUAGAAAAACAGGAAAAUGAUACGCUACAUGUUUACUAAAAAGCUGAGUAUAGCUGACAUGAACAUACUGGAUGAUAAACGUCAUUUCUGUAGUGUUUAUUAUUUUUCUAAGACUAUCCGUUCUCACAACUUAUACAUGCCAGCGCUUGCAGAAUCUUUAAGUCAGGUUGUCACUAUAGAUUGGCAACAUGAAACGUUUUCAAGUGGUUUUUGAAGAACAUCAAUCUCAAACACAAAUUCGAUAUGUUGAGUGUACAUAUAGCGGUGCCAAUAUUUGACUUUGUUUACACAAGACUUGCUGUAAUUACGUCCACGUUAAAAAUUUGAAUAAUUGUUUUGUAUAUGGCUCAGUUUCCAUCAACGCGGGGUUUUAAGUUGUUUAUUUUCCCAGCAUGGUUCACUGCAAUUUUUUAUCCAGCAUUAAUAUCUGAAACAUUGCCCAGAAUUGUAGUCCAAUGGCAACAAUAUGGUGUUUCUCUAUUUUAUUUUAUUUUGUUCAAUUGACCACUUGCGUAAUAGACUAAAUUUUGAUCUAGACAAAAUUUUGAUCUAGACAAAUUUUUCGUUUGAAUCUGUGAUGACGAAAGUGCGCAUGCGUGUCAGUAUAGCUAAUACAUCUCAUAAAUGGAAAAUGUUCUUCCAAAAUGCUAAGCAGGAUUGUGAAAGUACUCGAUCGUCCCUCAAAACUGCAUUUGGAUAAGCAUGUUGACCAUGUUUUGUCUGUUUUCCACUUCAACCAUUUAACUAUAGUUUCCGCAUAAUUUUUGGGGCUAUGGGACAUGCACGAACAACUCAAUGAAAUACCCUGGGGAGUACAAGCAACAUCAAAAAUGAAGUUAUAAUUGAUCUCUUUUGUAAAUAAGACAUGUUUUCGUCGCGUAUCAUUAACUCAAAGCAGUUGAGAACAAUCAAAUCACUACAUUUAGAUUUAGCGUUAAUUUGAAUUUAAAGGGCUAUACUUGUUAUAUACACACUGUAUAUGUAGCAAAGAUACAUUAUAAAGAAUAACAUUUUUCUGAAUUCUGUCCUCUCAGCUCAGGUCUCAUUACACUAAUGGAGUAAUGCAGAGUCAUAAUUAUGGCUCUUCUUACUAAAAAUAACCUAUAUAAAUAUCAUAUGAUUGUUUUGCGUAACCGGUUGGCCGGAAAAUUACCUAAGAUCAAUUCAUCAUUUCGCCAUGAACACGUGUUCAUCAUUAGUUGUUUUCCAUAAAAUUAAUGAACUGAACGUUUACAUAACUGAAUUGAAAAUGUAAAGCCUCGAGCAUUUAACAAUGUGACUACGGUCGGAAAUAAAAUAAGAUCAUGAACGGUCUAAGCAGGCGAUCGCGAGAACAAAACUUAUUUAUAAGAUAAACUUCCUGAUCACAUGUGUCUUCAGGCUUUAGCGUAGGUGGUCUAGUUGUCAGUUGACCAGUCAUACACUUCAAAAACGACGAUAUUAUAAACAUUCAAUUAUCAUGACCAGACUGACUUCCGAUAAUGCAAGUAAGAUAACUUAAUAUCAUCUCAUCGAAAAAUGCUUCAAAUAGUAUUAAUUAAAAUAUCUAUAGUAGAUGGGUUUCUUGAAUAUGGAAUUUUGAAACGCAUGCAAAUAUAUAGUUGAUAUUAUACAUUCAGUUUAGACAAAUAUAUAAGGGUCUAUAUACCAUAGGAUUCUUCUAUACCGGAUUUCGUGCUCAAAUGUUCUUACUAGCUUAUUACGUAGAAUUUCCAAUGUAGAACAGUCAACAUUUUUUCCCAAGGAAGGACACUAAAAUGGUGGGUUAAAAUGCAUGGUUAGUUGUUUCAAUGGCGGCGCCACAGGAAGGAGUGGGGAGGGCACUUUAAGAUGGAUUUUCUAAUUCAUGCAAAUACGAGAAUAGUGUGUGUAUGGGUACGUUGGUGGGGGCAAAAAAGAGAGAGGACGUUUGUGCCAGCGAACACGAGGGGGUACGUUCGUGGCAGGGAACAAGAUCUAGCAAUAUAAUAACUCGGCAAAUUAGUGGAAAUGAAAAUAGUGGAAAUAUUUUAAAGCUUGCAACACUUUUCAGCUUCUCUGUCGCUCUGUAUAUAUAUAUAUAUAUAUAUAUAUAUAUAUAUAUAUAUAUAUAUAUAUAUAUAUAUAUAUAUAUAUAUAUAUAUAUAUAUAUAUGUGAGAUAGAUAGAUAGAACGGGUUUGAUCAGAUCGUAAAUUACAGUUUGUAUAACUGAAUUGCUUACGAGUAUUUACAAUUGAAUUAUUUCAUGCAAAGAACUAACUAUAUUUACAAUAAAAACUAUACAUGCUAUAUAAUUGACACGAAAUAAAUUUAAGAAUUUAUACACUUAUACUAUUAGAUAUAAUGAAGGAGUUCUUAAAACGUUCUGUUCGAAACUUAGGGACUAGAAAUUUAUGACAUUUCCUUAAGGGAUAUAUACACCCGUUUCCCUCUGGGAUCAUUUGAUGUAGUUUAUGCUUGGUAUCCAAGUGUGCUUGAAGGAAAAGUUUUUUACAGGCUGCUUCUCUUCUGUUUCGUAAAGUUUCUAGAUUGGCUAAUUCGAGCGUCUCUUCAUAACUCAUAAGAGCAUUCAGGAAAUAUCCUUCUUAAACACCGUCUUUGGAUCCUUUCGAUAUCUGAACACAGGUGCUGCGGUAGGGAGUUGUGGAAAACAGGCGAAGCAUAUUCUAGCGUCGAACGAAUACAGGCGCAAUAUAUUUGGAUCAAAUCUUUGACAGGAACUUGCGCUCUUUUUAAUUGUGUUAUUAAAUGUAAACGUUUGCUAGCUUUUGAUAUAAUGUUAUCGAUAUGCAUUUUCCAUUUAAAGGCAUUGCUGACAGUAAGACCAAGGGUUUUUGCAUAACUAUAACAACUUCGAUUUCUUUGUGGUUAAUGAAAAUAGGAUGGAGAGAGGUAUUUUCAGUUGGUUCUCGUGAGAAGUCGAUUCUUAAUUCUUUACACUUUUCCUCAUUUAAUUCAGCCAUAUUCGAAAUUGCCCACGUUUGUACUGCGUCAACUGAUUCCUGGAUACGACUUUGAUCUUUUUUAGAAAUUGUUUCAGACAAGGUUGUAUCGUCCACAUAUUUCCACAGACUUUCACAAGAUGUUGUUAUUGGUGUAGUUAAGUCGUUGAUCAUUAAAAUGUACAGCCAUGGGCCGAGCUUUGUUCCUUGUGGUACCCCUGAGCGAACGUUACUCCAAUCGGAGAAACAACCAUUGUUUAAUUUAACCCUUUGCUUCCGAUUAAUUAGGAAAUCGAUAAUCCAAUUAGCUAUUUGAGGUGAAAGGUCGAGGGAUUUCAAUUUAAGAAUCAAUUGAUUAUGAUCAAGCAGAUCAAAUGCUUUUCGGAAAUCAAACAGGACUAUGGAAACCAAGUUACCAGUUUGAUCAGCAGCUUGUAGCCAUUGGUGCAGCAUUGAAACAAGGGCCACAGUAGUAGACGACCGGGCAACAACGCCAAAUUGUUUCGGGUCUAGGAUCUUCAAAAUAGCAGAUUUUAGAUGUCUUUCUAAAAUGAAUUCUUCUGCUACCUUCGAUAAAUGUCCUACCUUCAAUAUGAUAGGGAGAAAAUGUUCUCGAGUGAGAAUUUCAUAAUUUCCAGACCGCGCGCAAGCAGAAAACUCUGCCCGCCGCGGCCUGGUUUUGAACCCGCAACCUUGUAUAUAAGGCUCGGCACGAGCCCCCCCCCCCCCAUAUUUCAUAAAGUGUCCGCCACUUGCUUAAAAGGUCUUAAAACUGUUUAUUCUAUGGGACUGGGAUUUUGCCAUAAUUUCAGGUGGGAAAUGGGAGUGGGACCCCCCUUUAAGGACCCUCAUAAUAGUCUAUCUCAAACAAAACCGUACUGUAAUUACAGUUAAGGAUUUAACUACAGUGGUUAGCACUAACUACAGUUAGCGCUAGUUACGUUUUCAGUUACAACCGGCCCCGUGAAAUAAUUAUAAUUGCCAAACAGCUACACCUUGGUUUAACGUAGACAUCUCACGGAAAAACUGCAUUCUUUUAUGAUUUUUGUGGCGGUUUUUCCUUGUUUUCGUGUUUAUUUUUUCUGUCUUGAAUAAAUUUCCCGCCUAUUUGCAAAAUACGAGUCCACAAUCAUGUGAAAAUGCGUGUCAGCGGUCGUUAAUCACUGCUUACUUUAUGUAAUUUUGCGUUUAAACUCCCCACGCACAGUUAACUAUGUGAUUAGUUAACUAUCUGACUAACUACGUUUUGUGCAACGCAGUUAAAUCAUGUAGUUAACCAAUUGCAGUUGAGGAUUUAACUACAGUGAUUGACGUUAGCUACAGUUAUACAACCGGCCCUUGCUGUUUAACAGGAUUGAACAAUAUUUUUGAGCCUGAAUCGGGUGUAACAAUAUUGUUCAAUGUUGUUGACAACUGUGAACAAUGUGGGCCGCACAACAUUGUUCAAUCCCGUUUUCAUCAAUAUUGCGACGACCUGAUCGUUUUUAGCUGUGUACCUUAUAAACACCAUACAAGUUGAUUGUGAUUAAACACUUAAUAAUAACAUCUUCCAUGGUUUCCUUAAAAUAGUUAGUUGGUUUCAAAAGACAACGUGGCGGUAGCAAAUGAGAUCUUUAACAUUUGAAUAGAAACUUGGACAGACCUACCUUACUCAUAACGAUUUAAGCCUGUAUACAUGCACAGACAACAUUAAUGGUCAUUAAUGUACUACAGUAGAUAUAACCAGUUGUGAAAUAUUUGUGAAACGUCAGGUUAAAGUGUCGUCAUGUGACCAAGAAUACGAGCGGUUAAGCAAUUCCGCGUGAAUUGCUAAUGAGUAUGCAUGCCCAAAAAUUUGUAUGCAGUGUAAAAAAAAUUGUAAACCCAUGUAUAACAGUGCUGUCAUAAACGACCCACAAAACGGAGAGAUUUAACACAAAAUUUAGAUUUUAAAAUAUUCGCAAGGGAAAAUGUCCCCGAGCAUCCCCCCCCCGCCUCCCCCGCUCCCAGGUUAACAGCAUAUAUAACACUUGAGUUGAAAUCAUUCCUCGCAUUAUUAGAGAGUUAAUGCACAAUAAUGACGAAGUCACAAAACAAAUUGCAAUGACCUUUGCAAUAAUUAAUAUGUAAUUUUUCUUGCACAUAGCAUAGAAUAAAGAUCCAUAUAGAAGGGCCACUUACGUCGGAAGCUUUGAAGUUUCUGUCCUCGCGCAUGUCGCAUUACGCAUGUUGGCCGCCAUUUUCCUAGCCAGUCAAUGACAUUUUCUGGCCAAUAAACACGCUGUACUGGCUGGCUGCUCCGCCUUCUGGCCAGUAAACUGCAUAUUUUUGCAUAAAAAAACGAGGACACGUUGCACCCCUGAGUGGCCCUUCUAUAUGGAUCUUUAUUCUAUGCACAUAGUUUCAUAAUACUAUAAUAAUAGUCAAUAAUUUCCGUGAAGUUGUACCGGUGUAUGUCGUAGUGAAAGUAGAGGUUAUGGUUCUGAUAAACUAUGGGUUCAAAGAUAAUCGAUAUAUACUCUGAUAAAGAAUUAUUAAAUGGGAAAAUUGAAUCAAAAUAAAUAUGAAAAAAAUUUAGCAAUAUAACGUAAAAGGAACUAUUUACAACAAGAGAAGGACACGUCGCUAUGAAGUAAGUUAUGCAGGAUAUUGUGUUCUAAAUUGAACAAUGGGCAUUACAAAGUCUCUUUCAAUCCGAAAUUUCAACUUAAAGUUUGAGUCGUCCCAGUCCCCUAACAUACCGAAACGAAACGCGGCCAUUAUUGAGGAAAACAAACCAGACCUGUGCAUCAUUGUGCAUCAUGGAUUCCAUGAAAAAUUAUAUGCCAAACCCUAAUUUCAAGUCUAAAGUUUGCAAAAAUCAAGAAUGAUUUUGAACUGAAAAUAAUCGAGAAUAAUGUACGAUUAUUAAUAAAAUGCCUUUGCAAUGCGAAUAAUUAAUCGAGAUAAUUAUGAUUAAUCGAGAAUAAUGUAACGUCAUUCAACGCUGGCAAGGGAUUAGGAACGAGUUAGUGUUUCUCUUUAUUGUGAGAAAGCGCAGAAGGCCUGGGUACAGGCCUUGGGCGCGAGGACAGUUCAGCACAUGAUGGUCAAUACUGAGGGGAAGGAUUUUUAACACAUGUGUAACUUAAUUGUUCACUAUAUUUAUUGAUCUUAUGUUUGGUAACAAAUACGUGUACUGGAAACAUUUAGCAUCAUUUGCCACUCUCAUAAUUGUCAAUACAUUUGAAAUUGACCAUCAUGUGUAGCACGAUAUAAAAUACUUCACUGAAACCUACCUGUAUACAGAGUUCAAGAAAGAAAACAAACAAGUCAAAACUCUGGUCAAAACUUCAUUUCAAUGUUUCUACUUUAUUGUUUUCUUUGACUGAAAUAUGUACAUUAAAAUUGAACUCACUUUUAUUCCACACCUUAACUAAUUAUAUUAAAUGCCAAAUUAAAUGUUCCAUAUUACCAAAAUAUAUACUAUGCUUAAAAUGCCUUAGUUUGACAUUACUAAUAUAUGAGUACAUUAUCUGCGUGCAAUUGCGAAGGAUAUAUUGUUGUACUGCUAAGCAUAUAUUAAUUAUAUAUUAAACAAUAUAUAUCUAUAUAUUGUUUAAUUAUGAACGUUUAAACGUCAAUUCAUAUUUCUACUUUAAGGAUAUACAAAAUUAUCAAUCUUAAUUUAACUGCGUAAACUCUUUGGGCUAGAUGUAAAAAGGUUCCCAAGCUAUACACAUGCAUGUAUGGUCCAGAGCUAAUAAUUUGUUUUAUUAUUCUCACUGCUAUACCGGCCAAUGUUCUCCAGUCACUGGAUCAUUGUUCCCAAACGUUUUGUGCUGGAAAAUCUAUUGUUGUAUUAUCGCCAAUCGCCAUACACAUUUCUGAGGACGUACUCAUUUACACAUAAUGGAAGUAUCUGCUUAAAUGUGAGGCUUUUCUUUCUUACAACAGCAACAGGACCACUUGGAUGAGAUGUGAUGGAUGGUCAGGUUUCGGCAUAACUCGUCUUACAAAUCAACAUUGAGCUUUGCAGUUCGCCUGUCUCAGUGUAACAGACAAGGAAGUAUGAAUCUUUCUCCAUGACAUAGGUUAAGACAAUUAUUUUACGAAUGGCAUCGUGAAAUGCCAUCCCACGGUCCUUGUGACCUUCUGGUAGUUUUAUUGUCGACUUCAGAUUUCCUUUCUCGGAGUAGAAGUUAACAUCCUUGUCAUCGCGUGAUGAUAUCAUGAUUUCAUCUUUAUUUGAAAUACCCAACCAGCAGGUACGCCAAUGGUGUGUCCUUCGAAUAUGCGUUUCAAUUGUCCCACGGCAUUGUCACAGACAUAAACAUGAGGAUCACGGCCUUUGAUCAUGAUGAUAUUAUUGUUCUUGUUUAUAGCGGUCAUCACGAAAUAAGCACUAUCGGAGGCUGUACAUCACUUGCAGGGUCUUAGCUGGGAUUUUAGAACUUGGGCGUGUUUCUAAAUGACCAGGGUGUGCACAUGUCAAUUACCUCAAAUAGCCAAAUUUGCGGUUUUAGUUAUGGUCGCCAACAACAGACCAUGCCUGUGGUUGUUCUAUGCUUUGCAACCAAAUACAAGGCAAGCAUACGCUCAUAUAUUACGCACUGACAUUAAAAUAUUAAGUUUUUUCAGUAACUCUUGGGGGUAUUUAAAACCAUUGUAACAUCAUACAGUUCCCAUUAUCCACCAAAACAUUAAAACAUCACAUGCAGAUCACUUUCGCCAAUUUCAACAAUAACCGUAGAUUUUACAAACUUUCUUACAACGUAUACAGUGAAUAGGAAGAAAUUCUGUCUGUUAUUUUAUGAACCUACACAGCCUUAUAUAAAUAAUGAAACCGCAUUCAUUUUAUCUAGCCGUGUUUUUCCCUUUUUGGCCGCGAUAACACGGCCAACACGGCCCUCUGGCUAAGACCCUGUGUACAUGUAACCUGAAGGAAAUCAAACCAACAAACGCGUUUUACGUUAUAAUUUUCAUCCAGUACAUUCAGCCAGGAAUUUCGCACAUCGCCGCUAUUUUCCGUACGUGUUUCAAUCUAACAACAUAAACGUUGUUAUUCUUAUCAACAGCGAGCCCUGCGAUACAUUGCUUGAUAAUUUCACCUUCUCUGGAAUCUGGCAAUUUAAUCACCUUGCCUUCUGCUGUUCUCGAAGUCACUUUGAUGUUAUCUCUCCGGCGAAGGUCUCCAACAACCACAUUCCCACAAAAGUGGACACAUUCCGUCAUCAAGUAUUAGCAGCUUGGGAGGUUGACCCAAUUCAUCACCCAUAGACUUUCUUGUGGAAACCUCCUGCCAAUCUAAUAUUGGGUUAAAACUGCGAUCAGUAAGUUCAAUGCCAGGCCAUGUUAGGGACUGGUCAUAAAGUAACGACUAGGGUGGGCUGGAGGUAAAUCACAAAUUUUGCCAAUAAGUUCGGUGACCCAUCUUAGGAUGGUAAAUAAAAAUUUCAAAGCCCAUCUAAUCUUACAAAACAUUUUUCAAGACCCACCCAAUCUAAAUUGGGAAAAUACACUUUUAUAAUAAUCAAAGACUUGCAGGUAUGAACAUUGUAAAUAUACACGGCACUGUAUUGACACUGAGCUGCUCUCCAGUUGCAUGGUUGUACUUGCUGUGAUUCGAGCACUUCUUGUUGUUGUAUAAACAAAGUACUGGCUUCAGUAGCAUCAUCUGCAUUUGAUAAUUUGGAUAGUUUUGUUUACUUUUGUUAUUAAUAUCUUUAUUUUCUGAAGUAGACAUGCAUGGGUUUUUGUUUGGUGGCCCAACCGUGGACAUACAAAAAAAUUGGCGGUCCAUCAAAACUGCCCAAAGAUUUUCCAUGGCCCAUCCCAAAUCACUCCAGCCCACCCUUGCAGAUACUUUAUGACCAGUCCCUUAAAUUAACCUGUCAGCAAGUGUGCGAAUGAAUUUGAAUUUAAGAUUAAACAAAACAUAGCCAGAUCAACAUCAUAGAUUUUACGUUCUCUGCUCGUUCUGCUUUACCCAACAACGACUUGACACCGCCAUUGAGAUAAACGGAGAACAUCCCACGGAUAGCUGGUAAGCUAUAUGCAGAUCUUGAAGAAACGACAGACACCCUGUGAUGGCGGUUUGAAGACUAUCGAGGCAUUCCAGUAUCUCAGAAACAACACGUAGAUUGGCGGCGAAGAUUUUAUCGUUAAUGUUUAAUGCCGCAUUGCAGAAAGCAUUGGUUGCUCUCUUACAAACAUCUUUAAACCUCUCUUUAGCGGAUUCAAACUCUUUGUCAGAGUAGAUUUUUAACUCUCCCAUGGCGUGAGAAAGUUCCAAGGCUUCGUUGACUAAGAUCCAAGACUCGCGGACACCGCUCGACAUUCUUGAUGUUUCACCACGCCCACGGUCUUGUUGAGUUGGGUCCAUCACAGCUUUCUCCAGCUUUGAUUUAUCAACAGAAACGUAGAUUAAAUCUACUCCUUCUUUCAGGAAUCGGGAGCUGCUGAGUAAAUUUACACGUGAAAGAUCAUCAAUUCGCCAUGAUGUCGUUCAACUCUCUCACAACAAUUUCUCGAAUUUUCGCAUCUAUGACAUCGCCGUCCUUCAGUUUAGCCGCAGUCGAGCCGCGAGCUUUGUUCCAUAACAAGCCUACGGUUGAGCUUAAAAUACUCGUAAUAAUGGAAGUCAUAUCUCAAUUCAAUACAACGAUGGGACUUCGGUGGCGCAGUGCCGCAGUCAUGAGAACAAGCCCCUUUCAGCUCUGAGAUUGUGUGUUCGAUUCUCGCUACGGACUCAUGUGAAAAGAGUCAGUCAACGCUCUGCCAAAAGUCGUGGGCUUUUUCCGUGUGCUCCGGUUUCCUACCACAGGGAAAGUUCAAAGGGUUGGGAUAAAUACAGCUAAGAAAGUAAUAUCUCGAUUGUUGGAAAGAUAAAUAGUCUAGGCUAAGUAAGUAACAUAAGCGGUAAUCGUAAUACUUGAUGUAAUUGGUCACUGGAAAACCCCAAUGGGGAGUGAGCUGAAUAAUACUGUAGUGUAAUGUAACGAUCCAUAAUUUGGAAUAUAUCCAAAGGCAUUCGCGCAUGAAAUAUAUAAUGAGAAUGAUGUAAUUAAUCCUAUAGCUAUGUUGUUCAUGUCACACAUGUUGACUGACACUGAAUUUCCUGACACUGAAUUUCAUUUUUAGUCGCCAGUAUAGUUAAACACAUUGAACAUCAUGGUGCCAUUUAUAAUAUAUCUAAGAAAUUUUAAAACCUAUUUAAAGGUAAAUAUUAAACCUUCUUCAAACGUGAAAAACAUCGCGUGUCAGCUAAUUAACAUAUGCCGCGCUCUAAGAAAUACAAAAUUAAAUCUUUUGCCAAAAGUUGGUUUUCAGUUAAGACUUUAUAAGAUGCUUUUCAGUUAAGACUUUAUAAGCUGGUACUUUAAAUAAUCAUUAAACUCAUCAAACAACAAAGCACAUCAAUAAAAUGAAUCAAUAGCAAAUGUGUGGUGUCAUGAGAAAGAUUAAUAAAAAUACCGAUCAUGCGUCAGCAGCUAGUUGUUACCAUGAUAUUUUCAAGUUCGAUAAUUUUCGGUAGUUUCUACACGAACAAUUUGUCUUCAAUAAGAUUUUAAAAUCUCUCAGAUAUAGAGACAACCAUAACGUAAAAGUAUAUAUAUAUAUAUAUAUAUAUAUAUAUAUAUAUAUAUAUAUAUAUAUAUAUAUAUAUAUAUAUAUAUAUAUAUAUAUAUAUAUUAAUCUUAAAAAUUGUAUAUGUUGCUACAAUAUAUAUAUAUAUAUAUAUAUAUAUAUAUAUAUAUAUAUAUAUAUAUAUAUAUAUAUAUAUAUAUAUAUAUAUAUAUAUAGGUCAUCAUAUAAGGGAUGAGGUGAUAUCAGUUUUAUCGCUCGAGGGAUGAUAUCACAAUUGUCUGCACGAGCGAGCGCAGCGAGCGAGGGACAAUUGUGAUAUCGUCCCGAGAGCGAUAAAACUGAUAUCACCGAGUCCCGAGUACGAUAACCUAUUUAUUAUAUACUUGUACCUUUAUCCAGGGUUUGACACCCAAAAAUAAACAGUUUUGAAAAAAUAGGAUCAUUUCAGAAUUCAAAAAAAUUCAUCAUUUACUGAACAAAUAUGAUUUUAGAAAAUAAAUAGACCAUUCAUAUAAAUAAUAUACAACUUAAGUCUUUCGUUUAAUUUUGUAUUAUCGUUCUUGUUUUCUUCGAUAAAACUGUCGACAUGAACCAAUACGAACCUCGAGUCGGCCAUCUUUGUUUUGACAAGGCGCGAAAUUUAGCGGGACAAAAAACGAUAUCCGGAAAAAAAAAAUUAUAUAUAUAUAUAUAUAUAUAUAUAUAUAUAUAUAUAUAUAUAUAUAUAUAUAUAUAUAUAUAUAUACGAUAUAUCGAGAUAUAUAUAAGAGACAGAUAUAUUUUCUGUGUUUCUAUAAUGGUUUCUACACUGUUAUAACAACACGCGUCGAAAUUUGUAAGAACGAGAGAUAAUCAGUAGACCAAUCAGUACCUUGAUUUGAAAAGCGGCCCGUGAGCUGCAACUUUAGAUCACCCCUGAUGAAGACACUAGACUUGAAUGUCGAAACGUUGGGUCUUGAUUACAAUUCGACUGGGCUGCUUGUAUUCGCUCGCUACUCGGCUCUAUAUAAAUGAAUACAAGGAAGGAAAUGUUCUGUCAUUUGCGUACAAACUAACUCGAAUGUGUACUAGCGCCUGUGUACAGACAUUACUCUCGACGAAGCGAGAGUUGGAUGAAGAUUCCUUGUUCUGGUCAUGUACAUUUUCCUCAGAUUUGGGGAAAGGCCUUGGAUUGGACAGUGCUUUAUUUGAAUACUUUAUGAUAAAUGAAGCUAUUAUGGUUAAUUGAUAAUUAGCAAGCAUUUAGCAUGCGUCAGCAUUGUUCGCAUUCAAAACAAAUCUCUUCAUCGAGAAAUAUAUGCAAAAUAUUAUAUUUACAGAUUAUAUUUCAAGUCUUUCAAACUUUUGUAUGCCCAGAAGGAAAUUUUGAUUCUUGAGGAAAUCUCUGAAUUUAAAAUUCUUGUGCUGUUGUUUUAAACGCAUGCUAAUUAUCAAUUAACCAAUGAAUUAGCUUCAUUUGUCAUAAGUUAUUCAAAUAAAGCACUGUGCAAUCGGAGGCCGUUCCCCAAAUUUGGGGAAGAUCCACGUGACCAGAACAAGGAAUCUUCAUCCAACUCACAGACGUUCUCUCUCGCGCUUCGUCGAGAGUAACGUCUGUAUACAGGCUAAUGUGUAUCAAGCACCGCAGUUUUCUUAGAAACACGCUUUAAUUAUCAUGGUUUUUCUGUGUUCGUGUAAUGUACUCAGGUGAAUAUGAUGCUUGUGAUGUUACUCUGAGUGUAUAACAACAACUCUUUAAUUAAUUAGUUAGUUGUCACGGAUUAUCAAAAAACGUCUUGUCAACAUCCCCCCAAAACUCGUAUUAUGAACUCAGUUAGCUAUAAUAUAUUAUAUAUCGGUUUCAUAUUAAGUACAGCGUUCAAUAAUAAAUGUGUUUAUACUAGUUGUGUUUGAACCGCAAAUUGCUUCUACAAGUUUACAAAAACCAAUGGGUGAUAAAAAAUUAAUCUAUAAUUAUGCAUGGCCAUGAGAGUUUUGGAAUCGCGAACUCCUUCAUGAUCACGGAUUGUAUAUGCAGUUUAUUAGUGCUAGUAUGCCAUCCAUUACUAUAAAACAGCUACUGUAGGCCUUGGGGCUAUAGGAUUGCAUGGGACCGGCUGCAAUUACAGUAAAUUUUAUCAGUGAACAGUGUAUGCGAACAGUAACUUUAGUGCAGUUACGUUGGCACUUAAAUCGAGUUAAUUAGUGUCAUACAAUUUUCAUCCAAACUGCUUUGAAUGUUUGUCUUUGGAAGAGGUUUAGACCCCAUCCAAACGUAUCCGGAUUUGUUUGUAUCCUGCGAAAACGUAACGAAUUCAACGAAACGGGUGUGGAUGCAGUUUGGAAAACGAUGACUUAAAUAGAUGAAAAUUAAGAUGCAUCCACGCUAAUAACACACAUUACGGUCAGAAAUUAGAAAAGUAUCUCGUCCACGCUGAUCUAUAUACAUUUAAAAGAAGCUCGACUAUAUUUUCUGUCCAAACAAAGCCAGGUAUCGCUCUAAUUUUUCCUCUUCGAUUCAAUCAAUUUUUCUUCAGAUUUCGACACGUUCCUUGUUAGUAUGCGCUAACAUACAGUACAUGCACCAAUUAGGAAUAGAUUUCGCAAUGUUUUCCGUCUCUGCAUAUGUACAAUUGGCAACAAAACCGAAGGAAUUUUCGAGGAAGUGAUUAGCGGAUUGCCAGGUUUUGCUCGCGCGUUCGUCGCUCCACCAAAGCGUGCUUGCGACUUGCAAGCAAAAGAUCAUAGUGAAAAUAAGUAAAUAACACUAACAACUACAUCGUGGGCUUAUUACAUUCGAUAGCGCUUGCUUUGCAGAGCGCAUUCAUAUCGUUUUUGCAGAUACGCGUGAACGGUCGAAAACGCAACCAAUCCGCCGGAUGAGUGUGCAGGACACGCGCUUUUUUUUAAUCCGCAAAAAAUGUUUUGUCCGAUACAAAUCCGCGGUUACGUGUAGACGGGCCCUUACAUUGUAAGUGCAUGCACUUUGAGCACCAAAACAUACGCCCGUAUUCUCUAAGCUCACUCAUGCACACUCACACUCAAUGAAUGGAGGUUUAAUAGUGAGUUUCUCUAAUUCAAUGUGUGUCAAUACUGUUUUUGAAUAGCUGGAGGGUGAGUAGUCACAUAGUAAAGUACGACACUAACCCUCCAGCUAUUCAAAAACAGCAUUGACACUCAAGAGAAGCUCAGAUUGAAUCUUCACUCAUUGAGUGUGAGCUUUCAGAAUACGGGCGUGAAAGCUUGUCGACUAACGCCUGUAUUCUAAAAGCUCACUCGCACUCAAACAGUGGAGGUUCAAUUUGAGCUUCCCUUAGCUUAAGUAUAUCAGUGAUGGGAUGUUUUUGAAUAGCUGAAAAGUCUCGUACCUUAGUCCUUACUAUAUGUGACUACUCACCAUCCAGCUUUUCAAAAACAUCACUGACACUCAAGACUAGUCAAGGGAAGCUCAGAUUGAACCUCCACUCUUUGAGUGUGAAUGAGCUUUUAGAAUACACGCGUAAGUCUGUCGAAGAACCUAGUGAGUAGUGUAAAUUAAUUCACCAGCAUGAUUAUUGUUUUGACUUAAUUAAUAAUGUUUUUCGAGUUUGUAUGUAAACAAAUUUAGUUGCACUAAUUGUCACCACGUGGUGAUGCCUAAAAUAAUAAUGCAUUUCAAUGAAGAACGAAUUGAAUGAGCUUUGACUUUUCUCGUAUUGUAAUGCAAAAUUUUAGGGACUCGUCCGGAAACUCGUAUGUUAUGGAUUUGCUCUGAUGUAGCAACAACUAUAUAGGAAAUAUUACUAAGAGCUAAGUGAAACAUUAUCUUAGCUAAAUCAAAAUUUGCAAACGCAACAUACGUACUUGAGUUGAAAUUUGCAUACUGAAUAUUAUAGUAAACAGUUCAUUGGCUGAGCGUGAGUAAAUACAGAUCAUCAUCUUGUAUUUUCAUGUCAGUUUACUAUAUUUGAGUUCAAACGUUACGUCAUGUGGAAAUAAUAUGUCAAACUAGUUUGUCCUUCUUUUCAGAAACAACAUGGAAAUGGCAUGGGGAUUGUUUAUAAAACUGAAAACCUUUAUAUAUUUCACAUCGUUAUUUCUCUUCACGCUGAAUUUUAAAUCAGGUAAGCAGUUGUAUAUAUACAUAUAAUUUAUUCACUACGUUGUUCCACAUUAGUGGAACAGACCUAAACUGAAAAUGAACUGGAAUACGUGGCUCGUAGAGGCCGCUGCACAAUAUCCACGAUGUCUCAAUAACGAUUAUCUGGCAAAGAAGGCAAGGGGAAAGCGAGAAACUGAUCGGGAGAGAAUUCGAGAUUUCAAGAAGUUUUAAUUAAGACCGCUUGAGAUGAGACUCAAUGUCGCGAAUCAUUCGAGAUUAAAACCCUGUUGAGUCUAGUAUUCUCGUUAUAAGUCAUGAUUUGAUUAUUCAUCUAAUUUUUCGAAUUUCGACACUCAAAUUUGCCAUUUAUUUUAAGGGGCAUAAGACUAAUAAUAUAGCUACAUCUGAUAUAGUAAUAUAUAAUACGGUUCGUAUAAUUUUUUAGUUUUUGAUUGAGAUACAAAUUAGACGUAUAUAUGCAUACAGUAUGCACAACAGACAUCGAUAAGUUAUUUAAACUGAUAUUAUAUUUCCAGCGUUUUCUGUAUAAAUAUCCUCAGAACAAAACAAAUUUCAUGAAACAAAUAAAGUAUGAAACCAUCUCAUAAAAGUUCAAUCUUACAACUCUUGGUAAUAAUAUAAAUUCGAAAUAUUACUGUUGAUUCUUGUAUCCCUUAUUUGAUGAAAUAUCGAAUUAGUUCAAAAUGAAUAAGUGAGUAAUGGACCAUUUGCAUUAUAGACUACAUUUUGAUCUAGACAAAAAUUUCAUCACAGCUUCAAAGAGCAUCACAAAAUUAGUAAUAUUCCAAAGUUUCGUUGCGAAAUGUUGUAAAAUGCGGAUAAUGUGGCCUUGCGAAGUUUGCCGUUUUUCAGUCAUUUUGUAUUACGCACGGGAAAUUGACAGCCCAAUCGGGUGUUGGGGCAUCAAUUUCCCGUUUGUAAUACAAAAUUGACUGAAAACUGUAAAUUUCGCAAGGCUAUAUUAUCCGCAUUUUACAACAUUUCGCAACGAAACUUUGGUAUAUUACUAAUUUUGUGAUGCUCUUUCAAGCUGUGAUGAAAUUUUUAUCUAGACCAAAAUGUAGUCUAUAAUGCAAAUGGUCCAUUGGGACCGCGAGAGCUAAGCUGAAUUUCGAAGGACGCAGCUCGACCUUCAUGAUCGAGUCGAAGCUAGGGCGCCCGUCUCGUAGCCACCAUAUCACUCAUGCAUCUGAUCAGGGAGCACGGCUACAGUGGAAGGGUCAUGCAGUAAGGGGCUAUUUCAUCUUAGGUGCUAAUCGCUACCCCCUCCCAACCUCCAACCCCCAUGCACCUCACCCUGUCAACAUUUUCUGUGGGAGGAAAGUCAGGAAUCCGGAGUACCCAGAGAAAAACCCACGACCUUCGGUAGAGAGACUCUUUUCACAUACAGUAAGUGCAUGUCAUGUGUUUGCAGCGAGAAUCGAAUCCACGAGACUCUUCCUCUAACAAUUGCACAACCGAAGCCCCAAAUGGAAUUUUUAUUCGGAGUUUGUCUCACAGUUUAUUUCAGAAAUAACAACAAACUAUGUUGGUUGUUUUUCACAUCCUGUACUUUUACUAAGUGCCCGUACGUAACACGCAUUCAAGAGCAGGUGUUCUCGGUCGCUAUGGCACCAUUUGUGUUACUACAAUUAUUAUUUGAGCGUGGGCGAUGAUAAUUUAAUAAAAUCUACCUGUAUAUUGCCUGACAAGAAAACUGGCGCCAAUAUAUAUCGCAGUCGAGUACGAGUUUUAUUGCUAUCAAUCGUAUGAAGGUUUGAUUCAAUGAUCAUUAUAGCGCCAUGUUUUGAUCAAGUUAUUUGAAUCCUACUGUGUUGCGUUCUGACUGUUUUGGCCGUAAGAAAAAAUCUCUAUAUAACGACGUGUAUAUUAUAUAUAUAUUAUAUAUAUUAGGAACAACUUAACAAAGAAAACCAGCAGGUUAAUUUUGUCAUGUCAGUUACGUUUCUGAAUUAGCUUUAAGCGGUCAUGAGUAAAAAAUUACCGAUUAAACGUUAUUGAAAAGGACAACAAAUGAAGACUAAAAAAAUUUUUUUUUUAACUUUUUCAAAAUUACGUUGUGCCUAUUCAAAUUGCCUUGCGGUUUUUAAGGAGCAACAUGCAGUAGUGGAAGCUUUGUACGAUCUUUAUAUUUCAUGCCCAUUUUUUCAAAAAUGUUCAACAAUAAAAAACUAGUUUUUGAAAUAGUUUUUGACUAAAUAUUUUUAUACUGGAUCGAGGUUUGUUUAUAGCAUUUUGCAGCCACCAUUGUUCCUACUGUAUAUUUAACAAUUAUUGAAUGAGGUUGAGCACGAUAUGAAGAAUUAUCAAGCCCGAAGUUUGCCGUUAUCAACCGAAGCCGAGAGCUGAGGUUGAUAACGGAAAACUGAGGGCUUGAUAAUUCUUCAUACUGUGCGAAAACCGAAUUUAAAAAAUUAAAAACAAACGGAAGAAGCCAUUUGUAUAUUUUAUUUCUAUUAAGAAAAAAACAAUUCCUUAGUCCUUCGGCAGCCGUCGACGUCGUCAUAUCAAUGGCGUCAGCGAGUCAAUAUGAUUCUCGCGUCAUAGUAAUAUGGCGCAAACGCGUCCAAAUUUUGUUCAUAUUGACUCUUCGACGUCAUUUUGCUAAUAUGAAUGUGAAAAAUCCAUACUGAUUUGGUUAGCCAUUGAGUUGAUAUGACAAUUUCACAGUUGGCUGUUAGCCAAUCAGAAACCAGGAAUUUUUUAAAUAAAUAAUAAAUACUCUUAAUGCCGUUUUGCUACUGUUGUGCUGAGAACAAAUAUAAACUGAAAAAAUUACCUCAAAUUUCUCGCAGGAAGAAUAAUGAAAGAAUAAUGAAAAAAUAAAGAAUAAUGUAUUAAGCUCGUUUGAUGGCUUUGUUCCGCUAGUGGUUUGACCUAGUGUUCUCGUGAUAAUAUGACGUACCAAACAGCACAUGCAGUUUGUUUCAAACCAGCUGCAUGCUCCCCUCCGUUUUGGGAGAAGAUGCCGGAAAAUUUACGAUGUACUGUAUCGGAAAUUUUGAGCAAUUAUAAAAUUUGAGACAAAGAUAAUAGAAUAGAAUUUCUACUGUAUAAAGACUAAAGAGUUUGAAAUUGUUACCAAACAUGACAUAUUGACUGCCGUUGGUAUGGUAAUCAAUAACAGUGUGCGCCGUUUCGAUAUGGCCAAUAUUGUGCCGAUAAACUACAUAAAAGCGGCUUGAGAUCCCAACUUUUUAUUUUUUCUAAUACUUCUUCGCAAAAAUCAUGUUAUACAAUUUUAUAGAAGCAUCAGUGGAAUUUUCAUUGCAUAUUUCACUGUUUGUGGCAGGUGCUCUUAUUUUUAGCACUUUUGUGUGCUCUUGUAAUUAGCUCCUCAAAUUUGUAAAAAAAAAGCACUUUAGACGCAGCGAGAGAGAUAAGCACGCCCACAUUUACUAGUCAUGGGAACUGUCCUUUUAAAGUAGUUCUUCCUUUGCAAUAUAGUAACAAAAUUAAUUUUAUUUAUAAAUUUUAGAGAUCUUUCAUGUUUUUUAUAUAUUGUGAUGAACCCUGGUAUGGAACAUAAUAUUCGCAUUAUUUUGUUGUGCAAGUGACUUCUAAGCGUAUAUCUAGAUUUUACAUUUGUGGUUGCUCCUGAUAUGUUUUUGGAAGGAACAAAACAGCUGUUCAACCUCGCAUGCUCUGAGCUUGCCUCUUGCGCGUCACGUAUGAAUGAGGACACGAAAAGAAUUUAACCUCUUCAAUUGAAUUAUACAGAUAUCAUGUCGUUUUCAAUGGAAUAAAACCGGUAGUACAGACAAGUUUCUAUCGGCGUGGUUAUAUGGGAAACAAAAUUUAAACGGGAAUAAAAAAUGUUUCAUCGCCUAUUGCCGGUUAAGAGAAUCUAUUUUCCCACGUUCAAACCAAUUUACUAUAAUUAUUUCCACAAGCGUAACGCUUUUCUUAUGUUAAUUGUUUAUCAGCUAGGAAUCAAAACACACCGAGAGUAAAUAAAUUGAUAACCAAACCACAAUUACCAAACAUGCUACUGAAGUGCGAUGGCGUAGCCAUAAUUAUAGGACGCAAGGUAUAAAAGUUUACGAAAGAGAGGCAUUGAAGAAAGAAACAACAAAAUAAAUUUGAAUGAAACUCAAUACCUAGCUAGCCCUUUCCAUGUCUGAAUAUUUGACCAGCAAAACAGAAUGAUGAUAUCAGCAUUGCUGUAUUUGGUUUGCACCCGUAUUCUCUAUUCAGAGUACUAAAUUUAAGUCAGUCAAGUUCGUACCCAGGGCUUUUUGCCUUCUCGGUUCUAUGAUGCGCAAUAUUCAUAUGAUCUACAAAGAUAUACCAUGCAAGCUAUCCUUUCUGCGUCUGAUCCCCACUCAAUAUACAUUCGGCAUUCGUUACUAAAAUAUAUGCACAAAUAGCUGGAAUCGAGUGGAAUAUAAACGCUGCUAUAAUUAAAACUCUUUGUGCAACCAUAUUCAACGUAUUAUUCGAUAGUCAACGAGCCAUGUUGAGAGAUGAAUUUUGUUGCUUCAAACAAGUUGUCUAAGAAUAAACUGUCUUUGAAAAUAGUCCAAAUACUUCUAUCAUCGAGAUACGAUAGUCACUAGUCAGUUAGAUUGCUCCAAGUCUCUCUUUCAUUGUCAUAUCGAUCCACUAUAGUGUACAUUACAUGACGUAGCACGGAGAGGCGGAGCGAGAAAGAGAGACUUGUCAACUUCGGAAAAUCUCGGUUCAAAACUGAACCGAAAAUGCAAGACUUGCUUUAAUUAUUUUCCUUCAAUUUCUUUCUGUAUAUUUACUAUAAUGGAACUCAUGUUAUUUACACUGCAUGUGCUAGAUCAAUACAUAUAAACACUGACAGGAAACAAUUAAAGCAAGUCUUGCAUUUUCGGUUCAGUUUUCUCGCUCCGCCCCUCCGUACUACGUCAUGUAAUGUACACUAUAGUGGAUCGAUACUAUAUGACAAUGAAAGAGAGACUUGGAGCAAGUCUACUAGUCAGUAGGUAAAGUAUUUCACGAAUUUCGCGCGACAAAUUUUCCAACGUUACGCCCCUGUAAUUAAUCUGGACUGAGAAGACCUGCAUGCCUUAUGUUUCUUCCAAUCUUCCCACUACAAAACUCCUUUCAACCAAGCAUAGGAUAUUGUUACAAAUUCUUCUUCUAUUUCCAGUCUUUCAAAUUUUUCGUUAAACAUUACCCGGAUCGAAACAUCAAAUGACAAGAUUAUUUGGCUCUGCAUAAAACGGAUCUAUUUUAAUUUUCUUUAAUAUUAUUUUAGGACGAUGUCAGCUGCAGAUUGGAAAAGAGUCUGCAGACUUUGAUGGACGUUCAAAUGAUUUCAAAAGUCUAUAUUGCUCAGUGGCUGGACACGGUGAAAAAACAUACGAAUGGUACCACAAUGGCAAUCUUGUCAGUCCGCAAUAUUUUUCAAAAGGCUUUAUUUCAACUAACAGUGAUACACUAACUGUAAAGGCGCGAAAUGUUAAUCGGAGAUACCAAGGAAUUUAUCAGUUAUUUGUUUCUUCUGCGUUUGGAAGAAUAUUUUGUCGAAAGAUCAAAGUAAGAUUCAAAGGUAUGUAUGUACCCUUUCUACUUCAAUAAGAAUAUACACCUACUUGAAUUAAGAUUUUCACAGGCAAUGGACCAAAAGUACCAAAUCAAUCUCAUUUGCUAUCGUGGUCUUUCUGUAGUUUCUGUUCUGAUGGCUUUAUUGCCUUUUGCGGCCUUGUUGUAAUAGAGACGUUCAGUUUUAACUUCCACUACCACUACCGCUACACUAAUGGACUAUUAACCAAUACGAUGCGUUCAAUAUAUCCGAUUAACCAAUCAGAUGCGUAUUAUUAAGCCAGUGGGAGGUAGCGGCAGUAUCAAUCAAACCUGAACCUCUCUAUGCAACACUUUUUGGAAGAAUAGUUACAACCUUGCAUCUACACACUAACAUGUGGGUGGGCAAAUUUAUGUUUUACGAUCAUGUAUUUAAUAUCUGCAUGUAAUACCAGUAGCAUCCCCCUCCCCCAACCACAAUGACCUCCAGAACUGUUCUUCUGUAAAGUUAAAAUCCUGGAAAAAGACGAGAGGGAGUUUCAAUGUCAGGGAUAAAAUAUUUUUUAUGGUUAUACUUUUACUUCAAAACUCGUCUAAGUAUGCGAGAAAUGCCGUUCUGGAGGCCGUGGAAAUUCCAAUAUUCUUCUGGGCACCAUUUUCCCGGACCCUCUACCCUAGAGUUCUUGCGGCAAUGACACACGUGUUCGCAAUUUAAAUUUGUUUCCCCCUUUCCCUCCAAACCACCAACCUCCCCCCCUCCCCCCUCAGAGAAAAAGAAAAUGCAGACCCUGUUUACGCUACUGCUUAAUAGGCAAUAAGAAUAAGUGAUAUAUAGUUUCCCUCCUAAUACAUGAAUUCUUUGAAAUACGUCAAUGAAAUAAUUUUAGGAUUGCUUUUUCACCUACAGUACUCAUUUUUGAAUGCAGUGCAUCCAAAAGCGCAUGCGGCCGAUUCAUUCGUGGCGGAGGGUCACUCUACAGUUUACCCGAAUUUUUAGUGAAGAUUGUAGUAAAAUAACCUUAUUCAAGCCCCAAAGGGCUCUGGAGGACCCAGUAAGAAUUGCUUGAAAUUUAAAAGGAUUACGUAACUAAUUUUUUAUUAAUGAAUGGUUUCGCUUUUUGGAAUACACUUUGUAUUUCACUUGCGUUGUUAUUGUUUCCAGUUGCUGGAGAUUUUGGCAGUGAUUCUGCACUACCAGAUAUUCGUCAAGUGGUUGAAGGUCAACCUUUCCGUUUGAGUUGCCCAAAACAUUCCUACAUGAGAGGUUGUUCUUACAAGUGGGGAGGAAAUAGUCAUGCUGUUGGUAUGAGAUUUGUGAAAGAAUAUCGCAAUCGUGUAAUUCUUCCUGAUGGAACCUUGUUCUUCUCCGCUAUAACAAGGCAAGAUAUGUUGGAUUUUGGCUGGAAAGAUGGUGGUUAUCAAUGCAUAAUGGACUGUGUUUUCACAGGUGGAUUUCACAGUAUGACCAGAUCUCACAAAGUUGGCUUGAAUGCAACAGGAGGCAAGGAUGCAACAAUUUCAUGACUAUAUUUUAUGAUAUUAGUAUAAUAACUGGUAAAUUCUGUCGUAUACGAUUCGUAUCCUGGCGUAUGAAAUUUACUCCUGACGCCACAAUUCUUCUUCAUUCAAAUUAUGGCGAAAUUUGAAAUGCAACCACGUUACGCGUGCUUAUUCCAUUACAUACUCUAGAAUAUCAGAAUCGUACACGACAAAUCGCAGCGUGUAAACGCACAACGGGAUUGGCAUAAAUUAAAUAUGCUGAAAUCCGGGAAAGAGAUAUAAACCUCGUACGAUUUGCAUGUAGUGCAAAUGUUUAAACGCUGCACUCGUUUGUGUAACAUACGUGUUUUAUUGCGUUAAAUUAAGUAUUGUUUACCAUUUUCUACAAAAUAUUUAUUCUAUUAAUGGAACAUAUUUUCAGGGUGUCGUGUUAAUAUAGUAACGAUGUUCACUGGCACCUUUGCUUUAUUUGUUCUACCUUCGGCUGUAUGUGUUAUUUUCAACAUUUUUAUUUUUUUUCAGUGAAUGCAUCCAGCUUUGGACCGAAGAUUAUAACAAUGAUCAAGGACAGGGAAGUCGUUUUGGGGUCUAAAUAUGUAUACGUGACCUGUGCUGCUGCUGGAAGGUAUUACGUCUUCCUUACGUUAUGGAGUCUUUGACAUGUAUUCCAAAAGCUCAUCACUCACACUCAAAGAGCGGAGGUCAAUCUGAGCUUUCCUUGAGUGUCGGUGCAGUUUUUGAAUAGCUGGAGGGUUACGCCUGCAUUCUAAAAGCUCACUCAAAGUGAGCUCGAGUGUCAUUGCUGUUUUUGAAUAGCUGAAGGGCUAGUGUCAUACCUUAUCAUGUGACUACUCACCCUCCAGCUAUUCAAAAACAGCAUUGACACUCAAGAGAAGCUCAGAUUAAACCUCCACUCAUUGAGUGUGAGUGUGAGUGAGCUUUUAGAAUACAGGCGUUCGAUCUGUAUCAUAAAUGCUUGCCAAGACAAAACGGAAAUAUCUUUCUUAUACUGAAAUCUUCUCUAAAUGGAAUAAAUGCUACAUACCAUAAAAAACUAUCAGAAUGCGAAAGGAAGAGUCGUUAUCUCUGCGCCGUGCCUGUUAUGAUCACUUUGUCUAUAUUUCGAAAUUCAGAUUCAGUGCCCAAUAGACCUUUCCCCUUAUGAGUGAAAUUUUGAUCUAGAUAUGCCUGGACAAACAUUUCAUCACAGCUUGAAAUAGCAUCACAAAAUUAGUAAUAUUCCGAAGUUUCGUUGCGAAAUGUUGUAAAAUGCGGAUAAUAUAGCCUUGCGAAGUUUGCCGUUUUUCAGUCAUAUUUUGCAUUACAAACGGGAAAUUGAUAAUCAGAUGAUCAAACUGAUUAUCAAUUUCCCAUUUGUAAUACAAAAUGACUGAAAAACGGCACACUUCGCAAGGCUAUAUCAUCCGUAUUUUACAACAUUUCGCAACGAAACUUCGGAAUAUUACUAACUUUGUGAUGCUCUUUCAAGCUGUGAUGACAUUUUUGCCAAGACUUGUCUAGAUCAAAAUUUCACUCAAAAGGGGAAAGGUCUAUUCUCCAUGAAUGUUGCAAUUAUGGUUAAGGAUUUUUGAAGUAGAACCACCUAUACGUCCGAUCAUUAAACGCGACUUGUUUUUAUUUCUGGUGCAAGAAGUACAUUUGCUCACAAUCCACAUUGCAAAAUGUAAUCUCUAAUUAAUUAAUUUUUCGAGAGUUCAAUGUUGUAAUUGUAAUUAUUAUAUGGCAAGCAUCACUUCCGGUGAAAUGGCGGAUUGUGAUUGGCUGAGAAGCACUUUCAGCGAUCCAUUAUUAUCCCGAAAUGGACCGGCGGUCCAUUACGUAAAAACAAACGAAUGCAACACUAUUAAUAUGCAUUUCAAAUCAUACACUUAUUGUUUGUUUCACGUAUAAAUGCCAUAUCAGUAAACUUUUUAUUAACCUAUCGCUUGCUCGGAGUGUACAGGGAAAUAUCGGACCUCGGUCCUUUUGUAGAAGCCUCGCCCUACGGCUACGGGCUCGGUCUGUACGAAAAAGACCUUGGUCCGUCAUUUCUCUGUACAGACCUAGCGUUCGGUUAAUAAGAAGUUAUUAAUUAAUUAAUUACUUACUUUUGAAAAGAGGUAAUUUUAAUCAGGAAUUAAUUACCUUUUGAAGCAAGUAAUUGCAUGUAAUUGUAGUUAAUUCCUUUUCGAGCAGUAAUUUUGCAGCUCUUUCAUUUUCCCUCUGUAGUCCAACACCAUCAUAUCGUUGGGCAAAAAUCGACGCAGAAGAUAACGCCGUGGACAUGAUAAAAACCGGAGAUAUUGAAUUUGGAAAUUUUAACCACACUAUGACAAUAAAAAAUAUAGAUAUCAAUCACAACGGAACAUAUGCAUGUAUUGCAACGUCUGGUGACAUUUAUGAUAUGGUAAAAUGGAAGUUAAUUGUAAGAGGUAUUUGUUGAAUAGAAUGUCAAUAUUAUUAAGAUGACGUUUUGUUGGAAUAAGCCAAUUCAAUUUGGAGCCAUCGAGAAAGGAUGAAAAGUUGCGAAGUUGAAGUAUUUCAGCAAAAUUUCUAUCUUCUUGACGCAUCUCCCCUCCCUGUCGCCACAUUGACUGGGCAGCACAAGGGGACCUCUUCAGUUUACGCUGGGGGCCCUUCAGCACAAAGUUAGGCUACUGCAAGUUUCCCUACAUGUAUUGUGAUGAUGUUAUUGUUGUCUUAUAUAUAGAAUAACCAUUUCUUGAUACAGAAUACUGUCCUUCCAGUAUAAAAUGACAUAAUAAAAAUGCCACAAGGCACAAAAUACAUCUUAUUUUGCCAGAGAAACCAACAUGGCUGUCAAAUGAGAAGAUUAGGAGUAAAGAAGUUGACGUAUUUACCAAUUUCACUUGGGAAUGCAAGGCUCAUGGGGACCCUGUGCCUACGUACACUUGGUAUAGUAAUGCCAGUCAAAUGGACACAAGGAGGUAAGCUUGGUAAAUAUCACGUAGAAGAUCAAUUUAUUCUAUUUGUUCUGGAGCUGCAGUAAGUUACCAAAGCGGCACCAUGCUUUCUAAUCGUAUCCAUAAAGAAUUUAAUCGGCAUUCACGAUGCGUUAUGAUUUAUUCGCUAGUAGAUAUUAUAAGAACAUUCUCUAAAAUCUUCGCCAAGUUGGUUGAAAUACGAAUCUCAAACAUGCAUAAAAAUAUCUUUGCCAAAUUCAUCUACCCCGACAGAUUAGAUGCAUCAAACCGAGAUCUUUCCGAAAUAUGUACAACCAAACAUGGUGCUACAGUGCAGUGCCCUGGAGCAUGUUCAAAACAAGUGCACCACAAGCGCGAAGAUAUACUAUUCUUGAAUAAACACCACGGCUUAUGAUCCCGAAAAGACCGGCUAACAGACGAACAAGCUUACAGAAUAACAACCAUAGAAUAUAACAACCUCACGCAGCGACCUUCGCUUGGGCACCACAAUUAAUUUAUGCAAUUUAUGCUGGUAGACGUAAUAGUAUGCAUAAACAAAACAUUUUUACUAGGCUUAGCUUGUGGAAUAUCAACCUCGUUCCCAGGGCCUUUUUUGAAAAUUCGGCGAUGGGAAAAGGAAAAAAAGAAGAAAGGAAAACCUUUUCCCAUCGCAGAAUUUUCAAAAAAGGCCCUGGGAACGAGGUUGGUGGAAUAUAUACAGUAUAUACCGGGAGAGUUGACUAUAUAUACAAAGUUGACUAAACCAAAAUGGUGAUACUGUAUCUAGAACAGUUCUAUUAGUUAGUGCAUGUACAAUGUCACACAAUGUUUCGAUUUCUGUUUUUAGUGGAAGGUGUGAAAUUGAUGGUGGGAAAAUAUCAUUCAGUCGUGUUCUGCUUGAAGAUAUCGGAAUGUAUCAGUGUGUAGCUGAAAAUGGUUUUGGACGUAUUUAUCAAACUGUUUCAUUGCGUGUUCGGGGUAUGGUGUAUGUUUCCUCUUUAUAUUGUGUAUCAGAAAAAGUUGCAAAUCUACUAUAUAUAUGACGGAUAAUAGACCCUCUCAAGGUUAACGAUGCCAUAAUGAAACAAAAUUGUGCAAGGGGUACAAACACAAUGGAAUUCCAUAUAGGGAAAUUUGCAGAGGGUGCAAAUACAAUGGUGAAAACAAUAGAUUCAAGAUGGCGUCGUUAACCUUGGAAGGCCCUAUUAGGAUGUAAGCGAAGAAACUUUAGGCUAGAAAAAUUACUGUAACGUAGUUUUAUUUUUCCUUGGAUCAUGAAAUCUAUGAAACUAAAAGGUGUUAUAAUAACAGCAUAUAGCCAAGGGGGUCCAACAUAAUUUAAUUAAUAAGAAACUAAUUAAUAAACCAUUUGGGUCCUGUGCUCAGUAGUAAAGAAUAUGCAAGAUAGGUAUUUGCAUGCAUUCCAAACUUUGAAACUAUAAAACAAAAAAGUUAUGAGAAAACGUCGGAUUCAUAGGGAUGCAACUACCUGAAAAAAUACAAGGAGACCCCCAAAGACUCAUCAAGCAUAAUGUUUUCAUCCCCGGAAAGGGGUAAUGACCCCCUAAGACAUUAACCUGAAUCAAGGGGUUGUAAUCCCCAAUGGAACGUUCUUGCGUCAAAGCCCUACGAAUCGUCCUUUGCCUCUCAUGUUCAUUGUUGACCUGUGAUCAGGAGCAUAGCUAGAGGGGGAAUGGAGAGAUGUAAUUCCACUCCAGUUCCCCAUCCAUCACGGACUCGGCAAAUGUAUUCUGACUCGGCAAAUUGUUUUCGUGGCUGAGUGGCUCGGAAUUUGAGUGGCUCGGAAUAAAAGUAAUAGCUAUAGCAAACAUUUUGCUAAAUUUACGAAAAAUGGUAUGUCCGGGAAUAUUUUCGACCCCUGCGAGACUACACUCCCUGUUUUAGCCUCUUCGCUACGGCGCUGCAUAUGAUUGGUCGGUUAGUCUUUGACUCGGUCUGCGCGUGUCUGCAAAUAUUUGAACUUUGAUCGAUUAAUAACCGAGUGUGAAGGCGAACGUGUUGUCUCAUCAAAAUUGCUUUAUUUUACAAAACGUACUACUCUUUUCUACAGCAAGAAGACCAGAAUUUAAUAAAUCAAGCAUCGAUGUUGUGUUCUUAAAGGAUUCUCAAGGAACACUCAGAUGUCAGUCUAAUGCAAUCCCGCGCGCUAACUAUACCUGGACGAAGAAUGGCAUCCCGCUCACUCUUGGCACGAAAUAUAACGUCAAUGAUGGAGAGCUUCUAGUUAUUAACACGCUGACAGAGGAAGAUGCAGGUGUAUACAAAUGUACGGCCGAAAAUGUGUUUGGUAAGGCGGAACAAGUUAUAAACGUCACAAUAGGUACGUUACCAACAGAUGCUGUACAAUUAUGUCUUGCAAUAAGAGCAUUACGGCGAGUAGGAAAAUGCCAAUUUUCUUCGAAAAACGUUUUUCAAUACCUUCAAGUAUGUACCGCUACGUGAAUUACUCGGCGUAUGCAUGAACAAAUUUUUUUCAUAUUCGGAAAGAUCAGGCUUUUAGCUAUUGAAUGACGUGUUUUUAAUGCCAUGUGGA